Molecule: messenger RNA, 3447 nt
Organism: Schistocerca nitens (vagrant locust)
Lineage: Eukaryota; Metazoa; Arthropoda; Insecta; Orthoptera; Acrididae
Product: nucleolar protein 14 homolog
Exons: 15
Coding region: 125-2848 (907 amino acids)
Biological process (GO): maturation of SSU-rRNA
Cellular component (GO): nucleolus; Noc4p-Nop14p complex; small-subunit processome
Source: RefSeq, a predicted model, not a curated record
ACCUUGUGGGUUAUUGUGACCGACGGAACUUAUUAUGGUUUUUAUGUGUACAGUGUUGUGACGGCAAAGCAAGUGCUUUAAUGUAGAUCAAGUACCCUCAUUGAAUUGCCGUGUGUUGUGUAAAAUGGCCAAGAAUAAGAAGACUGCCAAAAAGAAAGGACUUUCUGAAACAACUAGGAAAGAUACAGUGAAAAAGAAAGUGUUAAAUCCAUUUGAGGUACAUGUUAAUAGGCAGAAGAGUAAUGUCAUCGGCAGGUCAUCGAAAACUGAUAGAGGUUUGCCUGGCAUUGCAAGAGCGAAAGCCCUGAAGAAGAGAAAAUCUACUCUGCUGCAAGAAUAUCGUGGUAAGGACAAAGCAAAUAAAUUCUUUGACCAUAGAAUAGGAGAACGAAAUACUGCAAUGACAGCAGAAGACAAAAUAAUGGCGAGGUUUGCUGCAGAAAAAAUGAGGAUGCAUAGAAAGAAAUCAAUUUUUAAUCUAGCAGAUGAUGAAAUUUUGACCCACCGAGGACAAACUCUCAGUGAAAUUGAGAAAUUUGAUGAUCCUCGAACUAGUGAUGAAGAAGAUGAGCCAGGGAAGCUAGAUGCUAAUUUUGUAGAAGAUGCUCAUUUUGGUGGUGGUGUUUUGAAGAAAGCUGAUGAAAACAAAAGAACAAGGAAGGAUUUAAUUGAAGAACUUAUAGCUGAAUCAAAGAAACGCAAAGCUGAGAAGCAAAGGAACAGGGAACAAACAAUUGAGCUCACUGAGAAGCUGGACAGUGAAUGGAAAGAUCUUCUUCCCAUAGUAACAACAGUGAAAACUGGAGCUGCAUUAGUCAACAAUGAAGAAAUUUCUAAACCUGAUUCAUAUGAUACAGUAAUGAAGCAACUCAUAUUUGAAGCACGUGGAAAGCCAUCAGAUCGUUUGAAAUCAGAAGAUGAACUGGCAAAAGAGGAGAAGGAGCGUUUAGAAAAGUUGGAAGCUGAACGCUUACAACGAAUGCAUGGCCUCAAUCCAUCUGAAAAAGGAACAUUGACAUCUGCAAAUUCACGACUACGGAGUGCUGAUGAUUUAGAUGAUGGGUUUGACUUUGAGAGUGGCCAGGACACCAUGUUGACCUACACUGCUGAUGGGCAACUCCAGCUACAAGGUGAUGAAGGUGUUGCAGAGAAAACUGAUAAUGGUAAUGGCUGCAAUGAUGAUAGUCAAAGUAGUGCUGAUGAUGACUGUGGUGGUGGCAGUAAUGCUGGUGGUGGUGGUGGUGGUGAUGAUGAUGAUGAUGAUGAUGAUGAUGAUGAAGAGGCAAAUGUGGAUGAUGAUGAAAGAGUUGCAAGUGAAAGCAGUGAAGAGGACAACCUAUCAGACUUGAAAGAAGACAGUGAGAGUGAUGAUGACAGCAGUGCCAAAGGCAAUGAAAAGAAAAACAGUGAGAAGAAAUCCAGUUCUCAGCAACCAAACCAUACAAGUGGACAGAAGUCUACCGUGAAACAAAAUAUUAACAAUAUCAAGGACAUAUUAAUGGAGAGAAAGAAGUUGAUGGAAAAGGCGAGAGAAGAACUGCCUUAUACAUUUAAAGUGCCGGACUCAUAUGAUGAUCUUCAAAACACAUUAUCACAUUGGGGACUGGACCAUCAGACUGUGAUCAUUGAACGAAUGCUGAAAUGCAAUCAUCCUAGUCUGGCAGAGGGAAACCGAGAGAAACUUCAGGAACUAUUGAAGUUCUUGUUACAACAUAUUAAUGACUCAGCAAUAUCAGACGAGGAUCAGCAGUCACCACAGUGCUUUUCAGUGCUUGAUCGACUGAUUCCACACAUAUAUGACCUUACACACAUGUCACCAGUUAGUGCAGGACAGAGUGUUCUUGAAGUUAUCAAAGAAAAGCAGACAGAUUUUCGAAAUUCAAAGAGAACGUAUCCUGGGUGUGACACAUUAGUAUUCUUGAAGCUUGUGUCUCAUCUGUUUCCCACAUCAGACUUUAGACAUCCUGUCGUUACUCCUACUAUAAUCUUUAUGGAACAGAUUUUGUGGGAAUCACGCAUCCAGAGCAGACGAGAUGUAGCCACCGGUCUUUUUAUUACCACACUCUUGCUGGAGUAUUCGGUUCUUUCCAAAAGAUUCUCACCAGCUGCUGUAAACUUCCUCUGUGGUGUGUUGUACUUGUCUGUUGACAAAAGUGCAUACAAGUCUGUAAGACCAGUUCCACCUUUCAAAAGUAAGGGAGAAGCAAGUGGAUUAUUAAUACUGUCAGAAGAUUUUAAGACAGCGGACUUCGUUACAAAUCACAAAAUGAAUCUCUCUGAUUUGUUGGAGGAUGCUGCAAUUGACGACAACUUCAAAAUACGAGCUCUUUGGACAUCAGUAAAAUUAUUGAGUGCAUUUCAGCAGAAUCUAGAGCCAUUAGCCAGUAGUUUUGAAAUAUUCAAACCUGUAUCAGUGCUGAUUAAUCAUCUAAAUACUGAGCAGUUCCCACCUGAUCUGAAAGACGAUAUUAGUAAUCUGCAUGAUAAAAUUGAGAAGAUGUCUGUGAAGAAGAUCUGCCAUCUGAUAUUUGAAAAGAAGAAACCAAAAGCUCUUAGACUCUACGAGCCAAAAGUUGAACAGGUGUUUGACUGCAAGCGCCGUCGACCUAUGGGACCAGAGAAGCAGGAACGUGAAAAAUUGCUGCACAAAUAUCGCCGUGAACUGAAAGGAGCUGUUAGAGAGAUUCGGCGAGACCGUGCAUUCUUGACAAAGGUCAAGCUGAAACAGACACUUAAGAGUGACCUGGAACGCAAAGAAAAGGUUAAGGAAAUUUUUGGAAGUGCAGCUAUGCAACAGGGUGAACUUAAUCUUCUGAAGAGGAAAAAGGAAGCCGGUCGUAGACAUUGAAUAGAAGAACAUAAUGCCACAUCUUUGUGGCAUCAGUGUUGCUAUGUGUGACAGAUUUCAGAAGAAGUCUGUGAAAAUUUGAAAUGUGCUGCUAUUAGAACCAAGAGUACAGCUGUCAUCCUACACAGUACUUGUUCCAGUAUCUUUGUAUUAUAAAAGAUCAUCUUGGAGAAGCUCUUUUUACUGAUAAAUUUACUAGCAUGAAAUUACAUAGUCUGGAAUGUUAACAUUUCAGCAGUGUAAAACCCUGCACAUCCUUGCUGUUGAAAUUUUGUGUAAAUACCUAUCUCUCUCUCUCUCUCUCUCUCUCUCUCUCUCUCUGUCUGUCUGUGUGUGUGUGUGGGGGGGGGGGGGGGUUGAGAGAGAGAGAGAGAGAGAGAGAGAGAGAGAGAGAGAGAGAGAUGUAAUAGAGCUUGAGCAGGUUAAUUAUCCUGAAAUGACUGCACCAUAGGAGUUUAUCACCAUACUGAAUAAAGUGCUGUCAAGCUGUAUCAAUAAGACUUGGACAGUGCAAAUAAUUGUAAAUACUGUAAGAUAUUUUGUAAUUUAAUUUGUGUAUAUUAAAUAAAAAUGAAUUGUACUUCUAUUUUUACUAUAGA